AAAUGGCGGCCGUCUGUAGCAGUUUAGCAAUUUUCUCUCUAUUCUGGUCUUUUUCUCUGGCGGUGAAGGAUGUUUUCCAUGAAGAAUUGCUACUGAGACCGUUGAAAACUGGCCACGUAUAUGCACACUUUCAAUUCACUACAGUUUGGGAUGUGGAUAUCAGGGACACAAAAUCCUGUAAGUGUCACAACUUUCUAUCGGCUAAAAUAACUCACAGCUGUAGUUGAUAAAUGAUUUCCUUUAGCAGAAAGGCGAAAUGAUUUGUUUUUAUCGCGGUAUUGAAAAAAAAACAUUUAUUUCCUUUUGGCCGAAUGGUUUUCUCGUCUAGAUAAAAGAGAAACCAUUUGAUCAUUGAUCAACAUUUCAUUUAGUGUGUGUUUUGGUAGUUUGGUCAAUAAGGAUGCUUCAUAUCCCAGCUUCACGCAUGAGCUAAAUGUGACAAGUGAUCCAGAUUUGGUAACUGGAGCCUAAAUAAAUCUGAAAAACAAUUUUUAUUAGUAGGUUUUAUUUGUGAUAGUCAUUCAUGAUAUCACCUUUCUUUGUCACUGUUAUCAUUUUGUUCAUCUUAGUCUCCCACUACAAGCUGUUUCCAAAAUCCUUUGGACAGAUUGUUAAUCAGUAUUCAGUAGAAGAACUUCACCUGAGUCUAACACAGGGACAGUGGCAGCAUGAACAGUGGGGGUACCCUGUGACAUCAGCCCCUCCUGGGGCAGAGUUAUGGGUGUGGUUCCAGGAUAGAGUGAAGGACAGGUACUUAUAUAGGAGCUUUUUAGAACAGCGUGCUUUGAAACAAGAAAUGGCUUAUCAGGAGCAAAUUAGAUAUGAAACUUCUUUAUUGUUGGAAAAUUUAAGUGAACAAAGUUGGGAAUGGUUCUAGGUUUACUUUUGAUUAGAUGAUCACUGGCAAACUAAAAGUAAGAUCAAUGUAUAUGUUUUUCAAUAUGUUAAAAAUUCUACACAUAGUCAAUGCCCCUAAAAGAGAUUAAAGAUCAUGAAGCUUAUUCUGAAUUACACUUACAUGGACAAUGUAAUGAAUAAUGUGUACUUGUGUAUUUUCUGAGAAUACAUAUACACAAAAAAACUUUGUCGUGAUUAUUAGGAGUGAUCAAUAUUGUGAAAAUGUAGUAAAAAACCUUGGUUUUUUUUUUCUGCUCUUGUUUGCAGUGUGGAUGAGAACUGGUCAGGACUUACUCAGGCAUUGUCAGGCCAAUUUUGCGCUUCCCUGAAUUUCAUAGACAGUAAGACAACCACAAGCCCCAAACUUUCCUUUACAAGGGAAGGUGUUACCUCUACUGCUGGUACAAACUCUUCAUUGUUGAGACAUGCAGCUUUGCCCAGAGAGUUGGUUUGUACUGAGAACCUCACUCCAUGGAAGAAACUGUUGCCAUGUGACUCAAAGGUAUUAUCUUGUGAUGUGAUUUUUGUUCCUUGUGAAUUUUUUUAAUGCCUUGUAAGUUAUAUAUGUAUAUAUACACCCGUUUUGAAAAAUGUUGCAACAUUGAAAAUAUACAUUUAUGUGCAAUGUAUAUAUCUUUUGUUUUCUUGUCAAAAAGAGUCUCUUUUUGAUGAGAAAAGAUGGUGACAACUAUUUUGUGAUGAAAAUAGUUCAAAGUAUUUUCCUGCACUUGUUAUUCAGUGUUAAUUGUCUUAAAAGUCACUGUGGGGAUAAAACAUGCUUCUUUUACUUAGAGUUUUAAGUGUUUAGUAUUGCCCAUGUAAAACAACCAUUUGUUCCCAAUUUCUUACCUAUGGUUUUGUCCUUCCCUUUCUAUGCACUACUUUAGAAUAAAAUAGAAAAAUUCUUGAUAACACUGCUUUUGUAUUUUUUUUCAGGCUGGUCUAACUACAUUAUUUAACUCGUUGCUGCUGUAUAGAGUUAAUUAUCAUUCUCUAGCAGUUCAUUUGAGACCAAUCUGCCAGGUAGAUUGAACUAUUAAUCAUUACUUCUAUACUGGUAAGAUUGAAUUUUUUGACUGCCAGAAUGUGUACUGGUAAUACCCCAUUGACAAACCAGUUAACCACUUAUUGAUGGAGGUCUAUUCCAAGGCCUAUUUAAGGUGAAUUGUGACUUUAGAUGUUGUGCAGCUGUACUUUAAAACUGCAGCAAAAAGUCAUUUUCAAUUGGGAACAUUUACCUCCAGUGGCACCUAAAUUUAGUUUCUUCAGUUUCAUAACAGUAACAUUGGAAUUAUGAAACAUAGCACUUGCUGUAGGUUAGACAGGCCUUAUUUUUAUAACCAAUGUCAAGACCAUGUUUUCUUUUAAUGUGGCAAAUCGGCAAGAUGCGUGCAAAAUUGAAGAUCUUGAUCUGAAGGUGACUGAUUAGCAAGCCAUUAAUGUGUUGUUUUAAUACCCAUUGAGGAAUGCUCAGCUCAGUCUGUUGCUUUUUACUUCAUACAACAAGCGGUAUGUGCUGGGUAUCUAUAUACAAGUUUGUUUUUAUGAAAGGAAUUUUUGACACCUUUUCAUUCUCAGAAGUGACCAAGACAUACUUACAAUGACAAGAAGACACUUGAUGAUUGUAAAGAACAAUAUCAAUUAAAGGAUUACCAUUUGAUCCAGUGAUAAAUUCUCAGAACUAAAAAUAUAAGCAAUAUUUGACAGACAGCAUAGAGAAUUACUAAAGAGAUCUUGAAAGUGAAAGGGUUGAAUAAUUGUGAUGUAAAAAAACAUGCAUGCUGUUAGUAUACUCAUGGUGUGUUUAGUUAAUCUAGGAUUGUAUGAUUUAUUUAUCACAAUUUUAAGGAUACAAGCUGUUCACAAUACUCUGUGGAAUUAGUACAGUCAGUUUCCAUGGUGUUGGACCCACUGUUAAGAGGGGGAUCCAAAUAUGGUAAGUUAUAUAAACUUCUGUACAGCCACGCACACAAAAUGAGAAUGGGUUUCACACAACACAUUUUGUUCCUAGAAAGAGUUUUUAAAGAAUGGGAAGAUUAGCACAUGAGUGAGCAAGUUCUUACAACCAGUUCCUCCAAAAGGGCCCAUGAACAGUUCAUGCAGAGGGAAAACCAACAAGUGUUGAGACUAGAUUUUGGGUUUUUCAGAUGAAAGUUUUAAAUGAUACUUUGGGACAGUCAUGCUUUUAAAAGUUACUGUUAAGAGAAAUUUGGAAAAGUGGAAAUGGAAAGAUAUGUUGAAUAAGAAAGUGAAAACACUUUUUCCUGUCCAAAAACUAAACCAUAAAAACCUUUUAACAGUGACCUCAAAAGAUGGGAAAAGAGGCCACUGGACAGGAGUUGAACAUCUCAACAUUUCCAAGCUAUUAUUAUGUAUGGUUUAGAUUAUUAAUAAAUAACACAUAAUUAUAUGCAUUUAUUUUGUUUUUAGAUUGGUCCUUCAAGAAGUUAUUUGGUCGUUCCAUCAAGUCUGCAUGUCCUCUGGCUACUACCAGUCGCAUUUAUGUUGAUAUAAGCAGUAACAAGGUUAGGUGUGAGAUGCUGGUAAUUUGUUUAUCAAAAGUAGGUCUUGAAGUCAUACAACAGUUCUCCCAAUAAUGUACAUUGUGGAGUCAAACUUGAUGAGUGGCAUGAGAUAAACUAAAUGUGAAUCAACCAAUUAAUGGUUAAACCCAAGGGAAGAAAUGAUCUUGGCCGUUGAGCUGCAAUUUAUGCAUUUACUGGAAAGAAGCCUUAAAAGACAAAACAAAAACAAGCAAAAAUUCAGGCUUUAACCGUUAAACUCCAAGAAGUGAUUAACAUGUAACUUCUCCCUAAAAUAUCCAUACAUUAUCCAACAAACAGUUGAAAAGAAUACACAAAUUAAUCAGGCAGAAGAUUUUAUCUUACUUCAACACCAAAUUCUCAUAACUAAUUAACAAGGUAACUUGUAGUAGCAAGAGGGGAGAAAUAACAAUUAGAUCUUGGGAGUUAAAGGGUUAAUAGGAUUCCAAUCCAUGCCACCCAGUUACUAGUUGGGCAAUAGUGCCCACUGAGCUACAAAGCCACAUGUUGGGAGUAAGGCAAAUCAAAUUUGACCAUUGAGUGACUUGUGGGAUUUUUCUGCCACAAAAUGACUGUAAUAAUUUAUUGUGACCAUUUUACUGUUUUUUUACCACCCAACAGAGUGAUACCCAGUUCACAUUGUCUCCAGCUUUCUCUACAGUAACAAAACAAGUGACAGGACAGCAUCAACAAUACUUUGCCAUGUAUGACAUGAAACAAAUGAGUAAGUUCAGAACAUUAUCACCAGUACUGCCUUGGUAAUCACUUGAAAUUUUAAUCUUGAUGGACAAAAUAAAUUUACAAUGUUGCUAAGUACUUAUUGGCUUUUUCUUACACAAAGCUCUUCCCACAAAAUAUCAAAAACAAAAAGUAUAAUGUAAAGCCAGGAAGAAUAAUUCCUCAACAUUACUCACUUGUUAAGGGAAAGAUAAUUCUCCAUUAGAAGAGAUCUAAAGUUUGAGGACUUGUUCAAACAAUUACUACAGAAAUUCGAACAAUGAUAUUUUUUUAGCUGAAUUAGGGACAAACUAAACUAUAUUCAAUCAGAAGAAAAAAUGAAUUGGUUUUACCUCACAUCUUCAUUGUGAUGCAAAUGAAAUUUGUUGAAUGUACCAUAGUCUAGCAAUUGUCUUGGUAGGUUAAACAACAAAAAAGUGUUUGUAACUGAUUACACUGUAUGUUAGUACACUUUUCAUGACAUUUAUGGUGUAUAACAAUCUGACCUUUGGAAAUUCUGCCAGUAAUUUUUAAUCAAUGUUUAUAUAUUUACAUUUGUUUUAAGACCAAACCAAACUAUUGAAGUCCUGUGCCAACAAUAAUAGUUGUAGAUUCUAGUUUUAAAUCAUCUGUUUUUUUAAAAAAAAAUCAGAGUAUUAAAAAAGGGUUAUGUCUUUUGAAUCUUCAAACUGUGAGUGAUAAACAAUUUUGAUGUAUAUCUUGAUUUAGUCAAUACCAGUGUUUCUGACUCAGCUCUUAAUGUGAUGUUCAAGUGGAAGAGGAGAGUUGCUAAAGGUCAGUGGAACAUUGGCAAAAAUUUGCAUGCAAAUCACACAUGAAUCACACAUAAAGCCUCCCUGAAUUACUUCCUUGUUAGUAAUUCUCCUUACUGUCUGCCAUACCAUUCUUAUGGUGUUUGGUUUUGAGAAUUUGGUUUUGGAUCAACUUAUAAUCCUGUAAUUGAUAUUUUUCUUUAUUCUCAACACUUGUCUGCUUGAUAUUGUAUUGAUAUUGCAAGGAGAAAUUUUGUCUUGAUCACUCAUGGGAGUUAAAGGGUCGAGGGGCUAACUGUUUUAGUUGUUAAUACUGCUUCCAUCUGUCCCAAUAAUUAUUUGAUUGUACCUUUUUCAACAGGUGUACCUCCACAGCUUUAUGCUCAAAGAUUUGUAACAGGUCAGUAGUGCAUUGACAUAGCUUAACUUAGUCAUUACCUUGUAAAUGUUAAUGCAACUAUCAUUAUUUUUUGUCUUUUAAUUGUGAAACUCAGAGGACCAUGUUAUAAAGUAAAUAUUGCUAGAAUGUUAUUGUGUAAGGAGGAUAAAUCCUGCAAAAUGACAUAUAACAUACUUCUUACUAUCCAAGCUCAAGGUCCUUACGGUAAGUUGCAGAACAAGUUUUUUCCACAAAGAUAUAUGACCCAAGAGUGAGGUGGGUGGGCCAUACAUCCAAGUGGAAAAAGGAGGUUCUGUAACUUACAGUAUGGACAGAGAAAAUGAGGUUAGUGAGAUAUUUGGUAUAUUUUUGGGUUCAAAUAGAGUAAGAAAGAUUUCAAUUCAAACAAACUUUUGAAUUUAGCUGGCUGUGCAAUAACAAUUAUACCCUGCUAAAUUGAGCAAUCAUUGCAUGCAUAGUGUCUGAAAAAUGUAACAAUAAAUGUUAAUCUGUAUCAGUAAAUAUUUUAUGGAUUGGUGGACUUCCCAAAUGUCUAGAUGUGCAGUGUGAUUGGUCAUGAUACAUUAAACAUUCCUGAAAUAUUCCAGGUGUCCAUGGUUUAUUAAGUUUGAAAGUGGCUUCUCUCUUUUUAUUAUCAGGAUUUUAAGCUCUCGUUUCUAAUACAAUUUUGCUCUUCUUUUUAAGGGUAUGGUGAAGAAAAAGGUGGUAUUAUAUCCAUGUUGCACAAUUGUCACCCCACAGAUCCCCUGCCAGUUGUUUACUUUGCUACCUUCCCGUGGUACCUCAGGAUCUUUCUUCACACCUUAACCAUCAAAAGUGCUGGCAAGGAAAUCAAGCCUGGUAAAGAUGCUUCCUACUCCCAAUGUUCUAUUAUAAUUGGUGGAUCUUUUGAUUGGCUGAUACACUGGCUUUUUAAUCCUUUGGUUGAAUGACAAAUUGACUUGAUGACGAAGUUUUUGUCUCGGUUACUUCCUGAUUUACCUUUCAUUUUACCUGUAUGGUAUUUGACACUAUUUUUAGCUUCCAAGCAGGCCUUCAUUAUUUGCGCUGCAAGGCGCGCGUUUUUCCGCUCGCGGGAAGACUUGAUGCGAGUCGGAGAGAGGUUUUUAGGGGUGUGGCACCAAUAAUUAUCACUGUUGGACCUGAAGCAGACGUCACUGUUGGACCUGAAGCAGACAUCACGCCGGGAAAGAGAGGGUACGGUUAUUUUUGUUAACCUACGUGUUAGCCGACCUGAAGCGGACGUCCCCGGCUAAUUCUUGUUUCUUCAUGGGGACCCUCUCCCUUCCGUUUCUUCAUGGGGGAGGAGGGGGGGGGGGAGAGUACGGUUACACGUAGGCUAAUUCUUGCAUAUCAAAUUGCUAAAGUUGUGAACAUGACUUCAAACUGAAACCAAAAUUAUGGUUGGUCUUUAUGUAGAUAUCAUCCACGUGACUCCAGCAAAGGAUCGUUUGCGGCCUUAUACUGUGGAAAUGCUGCUGACUUUACCUGCAAACUCUGUUACAGAACUGAGCGUACAGUUCCAUAAAGGAUUCCUGAAAUGGACAGAACAUCCUCCAGAUGCCCAUCAUGGGUUCUACAUCAGGUAAUGUUCACUAUGCAUCUGUUGCCUAGGAAAAGUGUAUCCUUAUUUAGGACUGUUCGAGGUCCAGUCCCUAAAAGUGAAAAGAAUUAUGUGGAAGAUUUGUCAGGAACGUCGGACAAAGACGUAAAUAUUUGAACUGUUGUCAGUUUCGAUUUUCUGUUAAUACGCUGUAAUCUACCAGCUGAGCUAUCGAGAAAUCGUUUUUAAGUUCGACUGUAUGUGAAGUUCCUAUGUAGGCAGCGUCCUACUCAAACUUAUUGGACGAACGUCGGUCAUGCGCGAGGGGAUCAGUUCUUGCCGGCCGCGCCAAUUUCGCGCGAAAAUAUUAAAAAAAACGUAAGAAACAGCCCCUGUCUCGCAAAAUAAACUGAAAAAAUCGAAACUUUCAUAGAAAUCUGUAAAAGGAAACAAAAGUUGAGAAAAGGAAAACUCGAGACUGCGAAAACAAGGCUAUUUAAGCACAGGUAUCCUGUUACUUUAUCAUUCUGUUCUGAGCUUUACCGAAAAAGCUAUAUGAUUUUGAAACACCUUGACUUACUUACUUGGGUGGUUGUUUGAAACUCGUGUGAAACAAAUUGGUUGUGAAAGCGCACCACUUAGUUAUUCAUUGAAACGUUCGCACAUGCGUAGACGUUUGACCGCUCUGUAGUCCUGCUCACUGCUAGGAUCACCAAAAUCGAAAUCGCCAUUAAUGUUUACACAUAGAUUGAGUUUGCUGGUACAUUUAAACUGACAACAUACACAAAUAAGAUGUGCACUUCUAUUCUUUUGUGGUUUUUAAGAGUCAUGAAAGAAGUUUUGCACAAGCACGUGCGAUUUUCUGAUGAACCAGCAAUAGUGUGAAAUUCCCCAGAUAAUGGUGGCCUCGAAUACAAAAUCACCCUGUUGUCGACUUUCUUGAGGGUUUUUGAUAUACCAAACGCCCCUCACUUAUUUUGCGUUUGUUUUGUUUCAGUUCUGCUGUGAUCUCAACAAAACUUCAAGGCCCAAAAAAUUACACUGGUCCAGCACGCCACACCUCUCUCCUGUUUGAAAGGUAACCUAAAAUCAUUCUCUCGUGAACCCUUCAGGGUUUAAUUCUGUUUUUUUCCUUUAUUCAUUUAUCUGAUUGUUUCUUUUGAUGAACCAUGUUCUAAAUGAGUAGGAGACUGGGCUGGAAUGCCUUUAACCCUUUAAUCCCUAAGUGUAACAAGGUUCUAAUUUCUCCUAUCACCUGAAAGGUUUAAGUCACGAGAAUAUAAGGAAUAAUCAGCAACUAACGAAGCUGUUGAUGGUUUUACAAAUUCUCCCUGUUAGAUCCUUGGAAAUGUAUAGAGAACAGUAUGGAGAAUAUGCAUACUGAUGUUAGGGUGUAAAGGGUUAAUUGAUUGGGUUGUGAACGAUACCAAAUGAGGAAGCCGGUUGGUAGAGUAGUUUUUCAGUUGAGUUAAAAAAAGACCAAAGUAAUCACAACAGCCAAUGGGAGCGAAGUUCGACAUCAUUGUUAACCAAUGACAACUCAAAGUAAAGUUAGGGAAACUGCAUGAAACGCAGGAAAACGCUAGUGACGAAAUUUCGAUCGGUUUGAAGAGCAAAGUUAGGCAAAACCAAAGCAGUCAUGGAUUACUUUCAACACAAUUGAAAACUGCUCAAAAAUUGAUACAAACAAGAUAGCCUAGUAUCUGUGACUAUGCAAAACUUUAUUGAAUUACUACACCUCACUCGAAAUUUGGAGAUCUUACCAAUGUUUGAAUGAUCUUUCUUGUUCAGUCCCUUUGAAAUAAAUGUUGGAAACCUUGCUCGGUUGUAACAAGCCUGAUUUCAAAUUUGUUUUCUAGUGAUGAAACUACUCCAGCGGAGGAAGUGUUUCUUCGUCUUCACACAGAAGUUUUACUGAUCACCCUCCCCACUCCUGACUUCAGCAUGCCAUAUAACGUCAUCUGUUUGGCCUGCACUGUAGUAGCCAUUGCAUUUGGUUCUUUUCAUAAUCUAUCUGUGCGGAGAUUUGAGGCUGUUGACCCCAAGGAGAGUACUGGUCUUGUUGGCAAGUUGAAAGCUUUUCUCGCCAAGCUAAAGGGUAAAGUUUUUGGGAAGAAGAAGGAAGAAAUUGCAGAAGAAAAGAAAGAAAAUUAAAGUGAACGUUGUAGCGGCAGUAAAGGUGCCUCGCGAGUUCUGUCGCGCAAGAGUAAAGCGUUGAAUAUUCUAGUGGCCGAACCAAUCAGAACUCAGAAAAAUGAGCACGUUAUAUGUGGCACGAGCAGGAAAAAAAAGCGAUGACGCUUUGAGUCAACUAAUAAUAAUCACUGGUCUGUGAUUGGCAUGUAAGAUUGUUGAGCGCGUUGUGCGUGUUUGAUCCCUACAGAACUUUACUCAAGCAGCUGUUUUGGUUGUGUUUGAAAAUGAAGAAAGAAUGUUUGGAAAGAUGAGCAUCAAAAAAGACGAGGAAACUUUUUGUUUUGUGUAGAGUGAAAUGAUGAACGUUUCUUUAAAAAAAAACUUUUUGGAAGGAGAAGCCCCUUUUUUCCAUGAAAAAAAAGAACGUUGUUCACGAGAAGUAGGUUAGAAUUUAAUUGUACACUACCUACUUUUUUUUUUCUUAAACAGUGGACAGUGUAGGCAUUAAUGAGAUUCAUUGAAACAAAAUGGAUAUGGAACAUUGAUAACGUCUUGGAAGUAGUUCGCUAGUUAGUGAUAAUCAGAAAUUUACUUUAGUUUCUUCGUGCUUGCCUGUAAGGCAACAAUCAGUGGUCACAAAAUCAUUUUACCUCUUUGUUUCAAACUAGUAGAAUAAGUGACAGUGGAAAAAACCAAUGAUCUUUUUAAAGACAGAGUGAAAACUUAUGAGGUUACAGUACACCUGAUUAAAAAAAAACUGGAAAAUGUGUGAGGUUGUGAGGCUAAAACUAUUUGCAAGGGAAAAACUUGAAAAUUUAAGAUUAUCAAGCUGUGACUAAGAGAUAAGUAUUGCUCCUGUGGUGAUAUCAGAAAAACAGCCACUUAAUUAGCAUAUGAUAACUUAUCCGUCCAAAUUGCUGUUGGUUCCCCUGAUUAAAGUGAAAUUCUUCCAAAUAAGUUUUCUGCAUUUUAGUGUAUGUAGUAAAAUUCUUAAAAUUAUGCCCAGCAGAACCGCUGCAUUAGGGAAGCGAGAAAAUUCUGCGGCUCCUCGUCUUCAGUUACUUUGGCUCUGUUUGCCUAGAAGCAUUAUGUAAAGGAGCAUUUCACACAGGCAUAUCUUAAAUUACGUGCGAGUAACGUGUUGUAAUCUGCGUGGAAGAUGACAAGGAAUUAUUUUUUCAAGAUUCCGCUUUAAAUAAAUUAUAGCUACA
Messenger RNA from Pocillopora meandrina, 10220 nucleotides. The record is from the annotation of a GenBank genome assembly. Lineage: Eukaryota; Metazoa; Cnidaria; Anthozoa; Scleractinia; Pocilloporidae.